Molecule: messenger RNA, 6439 nt
Organism: Branchiostoma floridae (Florida lancelet)
Lineage: Eukaryota; Metazoa; Chordata; Leptocardii; Amphioxiformes; Branchiostomatidae
Product: von Willebrand factor D and EGF domain-containing protein-like
Exons: 29
Coding region: 1-5664 (1887 amino acids)
Molecular function (GO): calcium ion binding
Source: RefSeq, a predicted model, not a curated record
AUGGUCUCACCAUAUGGGGUGUUCUUCGGCAUGAUACGUUUGGGUGUCCCAGCAAUCUGCUUGAUUGCAUUAUGUUUCGCGGCAACCGUUGGAGGACGAGAUGCCUCAUAUCUGACAGCUUACAAGGACUGGCACUACUACAAGGUACCUGUAACCGGAGGUAUGACUUCGGCCAACGUGAAGGCAACGUGUGAGGCAGCGGGGUACGUGACGCCGUGUCCCGGGGACAGCGCCUGUGGGUUGUCCUCCUCGUCGUGCUUCCAAACAGGCUUGGUGAACUGUUGGUACCCCAUGGAGGAAGUAUCCCAGCAGCUGUGUGGUGCUGAUCCACGCAGCUGUCCGCAGCUGUACGACGUGUACCAGUUCAUGAACAACUGGCGUAAUGGUGCCUCCUGUGGUGCAGAGUCGGGACACUGGUGCGUCGAUGGCAAUGGACAGCAAGACGAGUACGCCUUCUGUGCCAGAGAGGGAUGUGACGGGAAUGGGCCCUUUCCCUGUACAUUUACAAAUGGGGGGUUCCCGUGUUUUGUGUUACGAGGGCUUCCCAUUAACGAAAAUGGCCCAUGUGACGACAUCAACGAAUGUUUGAGAGAAAAUGGCGGCUGCGAACACGUUUGCACGAACACAGAGGGGAGUUUCCAGUGUUCCUGUGAUGCUGCCUACAUUCUGAGUGAAAACGGAUUUUCAUGUGACGACCCAUGUCUGACCGCCACACCCCUUUACGAGCCACACCGUAGUACCGCGUACAUCACAGAGUCGGACGGCUCGAACGUGUGUGACGGCGGGUUAGAGGAGGGCUGGUACCGCUUCACUCAUGUGGGAGGCACCAUCCCCACCAGCUGUGUACAGUCUUACCGCUGCGGGACAGAGUCACCUGUGUGGUUGAACGGAGAACACCCCACAGAUGACACAAUUGCUGAUCGUUCGGUGUGUGCGAAUACCGGUGUCCCUGGCGAGUGUUGCACAGAACAAUACAACAUUCAAGUCAAGAGAUGCCCCACCCCCGGACAUACCUACUACGUCUACAAACUGGUGCCGACCAACUUCUGUGAGGCAUACUGUGCAGGUGACAGCGUACCCUGCCCAAACGGUGAAGUGUACAACGUAUUCCACCGGACUUGCGGAAAUAUCAUCCCGUUGUUCUCAGACAGCCCUGUCCUCCACCCUCCUGAGUAUGACGUCAGCGGCAAUCAGGUGACCUUCACGUGCCAGGUUGAGUACGACCCCGAUGACGUCACUGCCUGGUUUGACGUCAUGUUUCUGUUCGAUAAUGAGUACUUUCCGGACGUGCCUAACGUGACCCUGACGGCCGGGAAAAGGCGCGCAAAGAUGGACGCUAGUCACCUGGGUCUGAACCAGCUGUAUCCGAACUUGCCUGUCACCUGGCCGUCCAAGAUGGGGAAAGCUGUUUCCUGUCAAAUGAGGUCAUACUGGGAAGAUACCCCGGAUGUGAAAAGUGAGUGGCGUCAAAGCAACUCUUACUGGGCAGGAAUGGAGGCAGAAGACGUUGUCGUUAUUGAAGAGUCUGAUGACUACUACAAGUUGGAGCUGACCAGUACCGUCCCGUUCGUCUGUAGAGGUGGGGCACAAAGGGCGGGGCAGUGUUACGUAGACGUUCCCUUAGCUUUCGACGCAAACGACGACGACGUCUGCGUAGCUGAAGGUUGUCACGUGAGGUUUUACGCCGACAGGUGGUCGGAUACGGAACAUAGACUGAAAGCGGAGGCCAUCUUGGUUGCCGUAAAAGAUGGCCAAUGGGACGGAGACAAGCACAUGCUCAUCAACUUUGGACGGAUCACCCACGCUCCGGUGUCCAUCAGAGAACCUCACAUCUUCCACGGCUACACGCCUCAGUUCAACAUCCAGGUUCGAACAGUUGAUUCGGUCGAAGCAAGGUGCGCGUAUUCAGGCGAUCCCCAUGGCAUUACGUUCGACGAGCUCACAGGGAAUUGGCGAAAGCAAAUCCACGUUAUAUUACCUGGGGAAUUCGUUCUCUACAGGAGUACAAGACCAGGUCGAAAGUUCGAAGUCCACUCCCGACACAGGCGCUGCCGCUGGGAUUUCGACAUCUCCUGUAACUGCGGCGCGGCUAUCCGCGAGGGGAACGACGCCGUGAUCGUGGACUACUGCCACAGGACUUCACCAAUGAUUCGGUACAAAACAGUUACAGGAGGGCCGCUCUCUCCGGGCGUUAUAGUGAAUCAGGACAGGAAUGGGCGGUACAUCAGGGUCACGAUGACUUCUGGAGCCUACGUGGAAAUCAUAGGCUCUGGUUUCGUCACCCUCCGUGUCCACGCGCCGGGGAUAGACAGGGGGUACACCGAGGGGCUCUGCGGGACCUUCGACGGGAACCCUGCCAAUGAUGCCAUGAUGCCGGACGGUACCAUUUCUACUCACCACAUCUGGCCGGACUGGCAUAGAGAUUUCUCCUAUGCCUGGCGAAUCCAACCCGGACAGAGUCUGUUCGAUGUUGAGUGUCUAGACGAGGUCAGCAGCCCCGUGUCCGAGUCAGAGUUCUGCACGUGUGGGGAGGGAAACAGAAUCGAGUGUAGCCCGACUAAAACACGCAAAACCAACAACCUGAACGCCGUCUUCAACACCAUCCAGCCACAUCAAGAUGUAAAGAACAGGAACUGUGCAAGGAGAAGAAAGAGAGACCUGGACAACAUCGAAGACGACCCAGACUUGUAUAACGACGACGUUGACACAACACAGUACGAGUUCGACUACGCCCUGGACUCGGUGCCGGUCGUCAACAGCAUGUGGCCUACUCCGAACAGAGGAAUAACGGAGGAGGAAGCGAGAGGAAAGUGUCAAGGAGGAAUCUUGAACCUGACCAUCGCUGAAGACUGUCGGGAUGUUUAUGGUGUUGACAUCUUCUCUGGAGUGGACUUCUGCAUGGCGGAUGUAAAAGUAACGGAGGAUUUCCAGUAUGUUGACAUCAUCGUGCAACAGAUUCAGGCAGAAUGUGCUGAAAAGGCCUACAACAAUGUCAGUCUGUACGAGACCAACGAGAACGGAACAGCGGUGCCUCCAGCCUUCAUCACUGAGAACCUGUGUCCGCGCCAGUGUAGUAACCAAGGCCGGUGUGUGAACAGUACGUGUGAGUGUAACCAUGGUUACACGUCUGCAGACUGCUCCAUACAGAUCGGCAGGCCUCCAGUCGCGCUGGAACUCCCCUCGGACGGGCUGUGUGACGUCAGGAGUCGGCCCUGUAUGAAGACGUCCUUCUUCGCCGAACCCGUGAUGGACUCGGAGAACCUGACCUGUAGGGUCACUCAAGUUCAGAUACAAGAUGGAAUAAAGACUUCAACCAACUCCAGCGGCCGGUCCGAGGCGACGUUCCGCAGUUUUGGGGAGGUGUCGUGCGCCCUCCCCAGGUCUCCUGUACGGGACGGGACACCUGACACCAAGGAAGGCGCGGUGGCUCAUGGGAUGCUGGUGUCCGUUAGUAACGAUGGAGACCGGUUCAGUGAGGAGUUGUUCUUCACCGUGUACGACUCCGUCUGUCAGGAGUGUACUCAGGAAGGCAACUGUACCUGGAAGCCAAACACCUGCAUCAUCCGAGGACACUGUUUCAGGGACGAAGAGGCAAAUCCUAACGACUGGUGCCAGCAGUGUUUGCCGGCGCUUUCCAACUCAACGUGGUCGAGUCGACCAGUCAAUGUUGCUCCAAGGAUCACAACACCAGCCACAAUCAGAAAACUUAACGGUGAGAAUCUGACACUGACUUUGACCGCCGAAGACCCCGAAGGAAGACCCGUAACAUUCCGUCUGACGUCAUCAGGUGACCAUGGCGUUACCGUACAGCCAAACGGACAGCUGGACUUGACAGCAGAUGACGUCAGCUCUUCUUCUAUCAACGUCACAGUUGAAGACGAGUGCGGCGCGUCAUCCGAACAGACGUUCCACCUCACCACAAUGCCGUGUCCUUGUGAGAACGGAGGGUCCUGUGUGCCCGAUCCCGACAUGCCCCGCGGACAAGGCUUCUACACCUGCGUGUGUCCUGGGUACACCGGGGCCGUGUGUGAAACUGAGCCGGACGAAUGUCAGUCCAGCCCGUGUGUGAACGGAACCUGUACCGACCUCCUCAAUGGUUAUAACUGCACCUGCGCGGAAGGAUACAUCGGUACCCGGUGUGACGUGAGCGUAAACAACAGGUGCGCCCUGGCCCCGUGUUUUCCCGACGUCUCCUGUAUCAACUUAGAGGAUGGGGGCUACUCGUGCGGACGGUGUCCAGAGGGAUACAUUGGGAACGGGUACCAGUGCGAAGAUAUCGACGAAUGUAAGUCAGGUAUCCAUGGCUGCCAGCACGGCUGUAACAACCUUCCCGGAACAUACGAAUGUACCUGUCCGGACGGCUUCGUGCUGAUUGGUGAGGACUGCCUAGAUGUGGACGAGUGUUCUCUAGAUCUGGACGACUGUUCGCAGUCCUGUACCAAUACGAAUGGCUCCUACACGUGCGGGUGUCCUACAGGGUAUGAGCUGAACCCAGACGGAAGGACAUGUGACGAUGUGAACGAGUGCGCCAGCUCCCCCUGUCAAAACGGAGGUGAAUGUCAGGAUGGAGUCAACCAGUACACAUGUUCGUGUGCCCGCGGCUGGGUUGGAGCUCAUUGUGAGGAAGACGUGGAUGAAUGUAGGCUGACUAACCACGGCUGUCACGAGUGUAACAACACCCCGGGCAGCUAUGAGUGUUCUUGUAGGGACGGGUACGCGGUGGGGACCGGUGGGACAUCAUGCCAAGAUGUCAAUGAGUGUCUUCUAGACGACGCUGUGUGCUCGUACGUGUGUAUCAACACGGAGGGAAGUUACUACUGUAUCUGUCCGCCUGGGUACCUGCCUGAAACAGACGAAUGCUAUCUUCAACCGACAGACCCACCAAUACAGACAACCACUGCGAUGGCGGGUGACUGUAGGUCGACUCCAUGUACAGUUGAACACCAGGAAUGUGUAGAGAAUGGCGGAACCUACAGCUGCCAGUGUGCUGUUGGAUACUACUUCAUAAUCAUCGGAACUUCGGACACAUGCAGAGAAUCCAUUACGUACGAAGCUGAACUGACAAUCAUUGAAAUUGGUGGCGUAAAGCAGAGCUUUACAGCGGAAAUGGGCGAUACAGAGUCUCAGGAUUUCCGGCGGACGGCUUCAGUUGUAAGGAUUGCGCUUGACGAACAUUUCGAGGCGGGUAGCCUGGCUGGACGGUACAAGGGAGUGAAGAUCAAAUCCUUCCGGGCAGGAAGCGUCAUCGUCCGGUUUGACCUCUACCUGUCCCAGGGCCCCGCCUCCGUCAGUACGGUCACCGGGGCGUUCUACGGGAACCUACGGGGAAACACCUUCGGGUCGUCCCGAGUGUCAGUCCUGCCAUCGUCUCUGAGAGUUUCUGAAGUCGCCAAAGAUGACCUACCUAUAACUACCCCCUGGUACAAGGAGCCGCUGUACCUGGCACUCGUGUGUAUCGGCUGUGCUGUAGGUGUGACCAUCGCUGUGGUGGUGCUGAUGUGCUACUGUAAGAACAACAGCCAGAGGAAACUGCACAUCGUUGCUGGUGACGACGGAAAUGGAUUAGAGCCCGUCCAUCUGCAGGAGCUGCGCGGGGAGGCCAACAAGCCGUUUGACGAUCGUCAGCCGGUCAAGCUCAACUUCGUCGCACCGAUGUAUCAGUAGGAACCUUUGCUGUAGAAAUACUUAGGGUUAAACGUAACAUGUGUGUUUUUGGUUUUGUAUCCGGCAGAGGUUUUAGAGCACGAACAGUGGCAUAGUUGUUUGUGCUUGGAUAAAAAUAAUUGAAGUUAAAUCAUUGUUAUCCUUGUUCAACUUGAACGUAUUGUCCCGUUGUUUUGUCCUUCUACCAGUGUCUGACCAUCACGGAAAAAUUCAAUUUUCCGACGUGUACAGAAUUAGUUAUAGCAGGUGGAUAAGUCAAAAUAGUAGCUAUUUUACUCAUUUAAUGUGAUCUUACCAAUCAUGAUCUUGAUGGUAGUACCACUCAGCAACUUUUAAUCAUUUUGCAGUGACGAGUACCUUAUUGAGGGACGUCUGUGUGUGAAUUUAUUUUUAAUUGUGUUUUAUAACAUUGAUGUUACUCGUAUGAGAAGCACAACAGUGUUGAAGCAUAAGUAGAUCACACUGUAGAUCACACUGUGGCAUUGAAUGAGUCAGCGUAGAACACUUCGAUUAGAACACUGUGCUCUUUGCACGUACAAAAAUUGAAUCAAGUUGAUUUGAACAUGUAAUCUGAUUUGAACAUGUAAUCUGGAUCCAUUACUUAAACAGUGCUUGUUGUGAGUUUUAUAUAAUUUUUUAUUAUAUAGAAGCCUACUCGCAAAAAAAAAAAGUUUUACGAACUUGUGGUUUGAGUUGAUUUAUCUUUGAUGUUUGAUAUAAACAUUUGUAGUGACGGCUUACCCUAAAUUUGCAAAUAAAUAUCUGAUUGAUUCAA